AUGGGCGGGCCGCAAGUGUUCCUCCGAUUCCAGUGGAUUUGGGAUGUCAAUAUCAAAGGGCUAGCCGGCUGGACCCGCUCACUAUGCCAAGUAAUUCCACUCCACUCUUCUGAACAUGGCGCCGAGGAUUCACAAGUUUGUUUUGCAGAUCAAUCCGAAACGACUUCGGCCUCCUUAGAUGAAUCCAAACCACAUUCACCAAUAUCGGUCUCUUCAAAUCAAGUGCCCAAAGCUCCAGCAAGAUGGAAGCCGGCCGACCAACUGAAUAUGACCGAAAUGCGCGCCAUCCUCUCGGAACAUGGUGUUCCGGUUGACGAUUCCCUUCGUCGAAUCCCCUUGAUGAACGUCUACAACGAAUUUAUUUCUACCAACACAAAUGAGAAGGGCCCGUUAGCAACAGUGAUGGAUCGCGCUUACUUGAAGAAAUUUUUAACAGAUGCUGGGAUUCCAUUUAACCCAAAAGCUCAUCGAAAAACGUUACUCAAGCUGUACCAAAGUCACCUCGUUUCAGUACAAGCCAGCAAUUCGGAAAUCUCAAACUCUCAAUUGCAAAAUAGUGCCACCGGCCAGCCCGGUACCUCUUCAGCUUCUCAAACUCUGCCCGCCUCGAACAACAUUCAAAAAAGUCUGCCCGCUUUGAACAACCCACAAUCAACUCUGCCUACCCCGAACAAUCAAGCCGCUCAACCCUCUAUCUCCAACAACCCGCCAAGCCUUGAAACCCACAAGUUGGCUGAACCCAACAACCGCCCAAACAACCCCUCUACCACCCGCACCACCACCAUCUCUUCAAAUACGUCAUAUCACACCGGUGACGUUAAAAGAGCAUGUGAAGACGAUGUCGCCAAACCUAGGUCUAAAUCCGAUUUGGCAAGUCUCAGCAGCGAGCGCCUUCAGCAGUUGUUGAAAACAGCAGGAAUCAAGCAUCGAGCCAAUGCACGUCACGCUACAUUGGUCACCCUUUACCACGGCCACCUCAUCAAAGCCAAUGUAAAGACAACCACCAACUCAGCACCCCUGGCAACUGUAAAUAAGCGCCUACGAACAAAAGCUAGUUGCCCCUCAGAUUCUGCUCACAUCGAUCAUCACAUCGAUCAUCCCAACCUACCAGCCCCAGCGCCCUUGUCCACCCACAUCGCUUCUCGUUCAGAGGUCACAGCCACAUUCCCCCCCGCCAUUGAUUCCAAUCCAAUCCUGCCCGUCGCAGCAACCUUAGCGGCCAAUAACGUGGCUGUCCCAUGUGGCCCCUGCUCGUCCCCCUCAAUCCUAUCAGCUCAGAUUAAUACCAUCGCACAAGGCCCAGCUCCCCCUAUUCCGUCGGACCCAAUCCAGUAUGUUCAAAUUGCCGAUACUCGAUCAGCCCACGUGGUUUCCAUCGCGACAGGCCCCGAGAUACCCUUAAAACCUGCUUCCGUCCCCGCCACUUCAAUUGUUGUGUUGGCUUCAAAUCUCCCGCCCCCCACUCAGACUACUCACUCGACCAGUACAAAUGCAAACCCUUCGAGUAACGCUACUCAUAUCACGGAUACUGAGAACCCAGCAUCUGGCCUGCACACACCCAGCAUUCAAAGUAGCAAAGUCAAACGAAAACGUCCAAAAGGCACCUGGCCAAGACCUGCAAACAUGUCUGGCCCCGAGAUCCAAGAAAUACUGACCGAACAUCAAGUACCUUUUGACCGUGAAGACGAGAAGAUCAUGCUCGCAAGAAUAUAUCGGUCUUUUAUUGAAAGUACAACCGCCGAGCCACAACUCCCAUGUCAAAAACGGCUAAAUACUACUGAAGUUGAACCUAAACGCCACAGCCGACGCAAGAGAUCCAAGAAAGGCGUUGAUCAGGCAGGAGAUCCCGAGCUCAACUUUGUUCCCAAAAUUCCUCCAGUAUCCCAGCGUAAUCACCAAGCCGACAUUCAACCAGCAGAAUCUCUUUUGCCCGUCCCAAUUGUCCCCCAAGACCUCUGCAGUGGUGCCCUUCCGGAUAAUCAAAAAGAACCAUCUGAUUCUUCUCCUCUCAUACUCCCAUCAAGCCGGGCAGAUCAUCCCUCCGCUGAACCAAAAGUAGCCAUCCCUCCUACCCCUAAUGUCGAGCCAUUGGACCCAGAGCUGUCUGCCACAAAUCACCCGGCAAGAUUUGAACGAUCAUCUUCCCGCAAUCAGGUACAGAAGAAAGUUGACAAGCGCAAGCGUGAAUCUGCUGGUAGCCCUCAGUCAAAGCUGAGCUCAAAGAAGAAGCGAAUAAAUCAUAUGAUCUCUCCGCCCAAACCCCUACCACGCCAUAAAAAAUCCCGGAGACCCGCUCGCAGACCUUCUAAUCCAGCCCCGUUACCUGUCAUUGUUACACAUCACAAUCCCCAGCAUCGCAAGUCACCACCGCCUCUUGUUGCCAGCUCGGCAAGCCUACGGCUAUCACCUCAACCAGCAGCCUCAUCCAGUCUCAGCGCCACUACCAAACAUGUUACGACGACUGAACAAGAGUUGAGCAAACACAAACGGAAACAUGCACAAGAUGAGUGGCCAAGGCCAUCAACACUCUCUCCAGAUGAGAUUCAAGAGAUUUUGAUUAGAUAUUGUGUCAACUUCAAUCCAGACAAUGACAUAAUUACGCUGUCCAGAUUAUACCGCUCCUUAAUGAAAAGUCACGAGCUUUCUCCAUUUGGUAAACAACCCGCUCAAGCCACGACACAAUCAACCGGUCAUUUCACCCACACGGAAAGAUCUCAGGAUACUGUCAAUACCUCUGCCUUUCAUGCCCCUGCCCGUUCUGUUGCAAUUGAGCAUGCCAACCUUGCCCUGCAUCCCUCUGCGUCAACGUCCAUUUCAACCUCUGCAAAUAACGCAAAAUCCGACAAAGAAGAUGAUACACAACACCGAGAUUCCUCAGUGCCUAACGGUAAUGUGACUGACAAUCAAACCUCCAACAGCUCCACCCACAUUCACAAGGAUCCUUCUAUUGAAACUCAGGAGGAAACGAAACCUUACAAGGCCAGCAACGUGGUUUUAUCCACUUCUGACAUUGAGGACAAUGACUCAGACCCCGAACAUGAAUCCCACGAUCCGGCACGUGGCAUAGACAACAACGUAGCAACUGACAACAAUGAUGAUCUUGAACGCGAUGGCCACGCUAAUCUACCACCUGAAGAUGAAGACAAUCCCAAGUAUCUUCCCGAUGGCCACGCUACUGAAGAUGAUGGUACCCUUGAAUAUUUACCAGAUGAUUACACUGAUGCCAACGCCGAAGAUGAUGACGAGCUUGAGUAUCUUCCCAAUGACCACCCUGAUGUAGCUCAAGAUGACGAUGAUCUCGAAUAUCUUCCCAAUGACAACACUGCUGUACAACCUGAAGACCACAGCAAUCUUGAGGGCAAUGCUGAUGUACGACCUGGAGAUGACGACGAUGCUGAGUAUCUUCCCAAUGAGCACACUGAUGUACGACCUGAAGACAAAGAAAAUCCUGAGUACUUUCCUGAUGACGAUGCUGCUGCACAACCUGAAGACCACAACGGUCUCGAGUCUCUUCCCGAUGGCCACGCUACUGAAGAUGAUGGUACCCUUGAAUAUUUACCAGAUGAUUACACUGAUGCCAACGCCGAAGAUGAUGACAAGCUUGAGUAUCUUCCCAAUGACCACCCUGAUGCAGCUCAAGAUGACGACGAUCUCAAAUAUCUUCCCGAUGACAACACUGCUGUACAACCUGAAGACCACAGCGAUCUUGAGGGCAAUGCUUAUGUACGACCUGGAGAUGACGACAAUGCCAAGUAUCUUCCCGAUGAACACACUGAUGUACUACCUGAAGACGAUGAUGCCAAUGCCGAAGAUGACAACGAGCUUGAGUAUCUUCCCGAUGAACACCCUGAUGUAGCUCAAGAUGACGAUGAUCUUGAAUAUUUUCCUGAUGAACAACCUGAAGACCACGGCGAUCUUGAGGGAAAUGCUGAUGUACGACCUGAAGAUGACGACGAAGACAUCCAGUCUUCAAGCCGUUUCAACGUUGAGCAAAUGAAGGCCCGCUUGAAACAACAUCAAGUAACCUAUAAAACUCAGGAUAACAGAGCACGCAUUGUCGAGUUGUAUGAUGCCAUGAGAACUCGUCUAAUAACCAUUGCAUGUCACAAACAGCGCCACGAUUCCGAACAAAGGUGCAAAACUGCUGAACCAACCAGUAAAUUGGCCGAACAACAAACUAACAAACCUAAAAACACUAACAAGUCUCAACAUGGCCUCAAGUCUAAACCAACAAAGCUCAAACAACGAUCACGCGCACGCAAGAACCAUCACACUCAUCCAGAUAAGAACCCCUCACCUCCAACCUCACCCCCUCUACUAUUCUCCGAAAGAGUAGUCCCAGGCACUCCUGAUUCCAGCCGCUCAUCCAUGCAAUCUAUUGUUUAUAACUAUCCUGAAAAUCCUGGUCUACGAUCUUCCCCAAUUCAAUCACCCCCUCAAGACAUGUCUAUCGACAAAGAUUCCACCGCGCAUGAUGAAUAUCUCGACAAUGAACCAUCCAAUUUAUUUAGAUGGCAAACUUCAGAACCUUUGGAUAAUCGUGAGGCAGAUCAAGGUAGUUCAAAAAUGUUCAAUCUUAUCCAAUCUUACGUCCGCCAGUCCUCAGAAUUUGGCAACAAGAUAAUCAAUCGGAUGGAUGGAAUGAUUGAGACUAUGCAAGAUUUAAGUAUAUCAAUGCAGGCCUCUUCCAGUGGUGCUCUUUCAACAACACUUCACAAUGGCAAAGGCAAAUCAAAAGCUACUACCGACACCGAAACACCGCAAGGCGGGGAAUUUCCUCGCUUGAUCCGACAACACAUCGCUACUCUCCUAGGGUCGAAAAGCAAGAAGCUCCCUCAUCACGACGAUGACACGCGAAUGGACAUCGAUGAACUUUCAGAUGAUGCCGAGAUCAGUGAUCCAGACUAUCCAUAUCCUGACGGGCCAGGUGGCCCAGCUGCUGGGCCGCAAACCCUGUCUAUUAUGCGGAGAAUGAUGAACGAAGCCGGCGUUCGCUCCUUCCGCCCUGAUUUCACACAACCCAUUGACAGCCCUGAUAACGAGCACUUACUCGACCUCGCCGUUAAGAUUUUCAUGGAGCUGGUGAGAUGCAAGGAAUACACGGGAGUUGACCCUGAAAUUUUGAAGGAAGAAACAAUUCGAAAUGCUAUUUACGUCCAUGUUACUCAGCGACUGAGGAGAAGAUAUCGAGAAGAAAACAAGUGGACGGAAGAUCAACAAGCGACUGCUGCGAAAGAUAAUAGACGUCAUUCACGAUUGGUAAACCUCUGA
Puccinia triticina is the source of this 5271-nucleotide messenger RNA. RefSeq lists its product as uncharacterized. Bases 1 to 5271 code for a protein of 1756 amino acids. NCBI's taxonomy places the organism in Eukaryota, Fungi, Basidiomycota, Pucciniomycetes, Pucciniales, Pucciniaceae. The record is from RefSeq and is a predicted model, not a curated record. The transcript has 11 exons.